AUGAAGCUCACUACCACCAUCGUUGCUGGUCUCCUGGCUGCCCUGGGGUCGGGUCUGGCCGUCGAGCAGCGCGCUACCAAGAACAAGCCAGUGUUUGCCCACUAUAUGAUCGGUCAAAUCAACCCCGAACACAGCCGUAAAGACAUUGACGAUGCGAUGAAACUGAAGAUCGAUGCCUUCGCGCUCAACUUUGACCAGUUCCAAUCCUGGUCAACCAAUACUGUCAGCGACCUGUUCGAUUACGCUGAUACGGUUGGCUUUGGGCUCUUCUUUUCGUUUGACCACAACGGAGUACUGAAGACGCCCGACCAGUACGAGAAUUACCUCAAAGAUCACGUGCAGAGGAAGUCCUACUACAAGUACAACGGAAGGCCCCUAGUCUCCACAUUCGGUGGUGAUAAUGUCAAGGACGCCGAGUGGCAAAGACUCAAGGACGUCGUUAACCCAGCCGGCGCCGGUAAUAUUCUCAUCGUUCCUGGCUUCUUUCAGAACGUGAGUCCCGACAACGCCUUCACCAAUCGGAACAACAUUGAUGGAGUCUUCAACUGGAAUUCCUGGCUCCCCACUUAUGAAGGCAAAAAGCGUGUGUCCAUGGUAGAGGACAACGCCUACCAGAACAAGGCUCAUGCUGCUGGCAAGGUGUUCAUGAUGGGCAUCUCCCCAUUGCAAUACAAAAACAUCGACAAGGGCAACAAUUGGUACCGUCGUGGCGAAGACAACCUAGAAUACCGUCUUGGUCAAGCCUUGGAGCUGCAGCCUGAUAUGUUGCAAUUCCAGUCCUGGAACGAUGCUGGUGAGAGUCAUUACAUGGGUAACACCUGGCCUGAAUCUAUGACUCUUGCGAAGGAGAUCCAGGCGAACAUCAAGGACCGCCCGCACACAGCGUACUGGCCGAUCAUGAAGGCUUUUAUUCAGGCAUGGAAGGCUGGUGACACAACAACCGCAAACAUGGUACCUACAAAUGGCAAGCCUGUUGAGGGUGCGUUUUGGCACCACACAAUGACCGUGGACGCCAAUUGCGGCACUGAAAAGCAGCCCAAAUCCGCCGAUAUCAAGACAGCUGCUGAAGAUGCUGUAAGUGGUAUCCUCCUUGUAGCCAAGGGCAAGACAAACCUGGUUGCUGUGGUCAACGUCAAUGGAAAUAAGCUCGACCAGAAAAACUUGAAGGAGGGCUACAAUGCGCUCAAGUUUACUGGCCCGAACUUCAAGCCUGGAAAGGUGCAGCUCGAAGUUUGGGACGGCAGCACCAUGGUUGGUGGUGGCUACGGAGCGAUCCCGAUAACUGACUCCGCUACGGUGUGCAACUACAACUUCCAGGUAGUCGCCGUGCCCAGCUAG
Molecule: messenger RNA, 1338 nt
Organism: Ascochyta rabiei
Lineage: Eukaryota; Fungi; Ascomycota; Dothideomycetes; Pleosporales; Didymellaceae
Exons: 4
Coding region: 1-1338 (445 amino acids)
Molecular function (GO): glucan endo-1,3-alpha-glucosidase activity
Source: RefSeq, a predicted model, not a curated record